AGAAAUUUUCAUCACCGGCAGAGGAUGAAAAACUGACGGCUUAAAAAGUUUUCACUACCAAUUUCAACAAACUUCCCUAGAUAAAAACACCUGUCAGUAUAUUUUCAAUCUCUUCUGAAAAAACUCCCAAAAAGGUUCUAAUCAAAAUACCAAAAAACUCGACAAAUUUUAAAAACUGCAGCGAACCAAUGUCAACGACGGCCAGUCUAGAUAGAUGUUCGUGCGGUUCACCAACUCAGUCCAGAGACCAUCUAAAAAUGAAACAGCAGCAACAACAACAGCAACAACAACAACCCCAACAACAACAUUCCAACGACACUAGUGGAAGCAUCAAUCAUGACAUUAUAAAAGAGAACGCCAUAAAAGACCAACAAACUACGCGAAACGUGGCGGCAGUAGUGCAAAUGAACAACAACUGCAGCAACGACAAAUUCAUAAAUUUGAAAGACAAUGGCAUUUCCGACACAAAGGAAUUUAUCGAUUCGAAAAACGCUUCGACUGUCGCUACCAUGACGACUACGUCGAAAACAGAGCGAAAUCUCAUGACCUCUCGAAGAAGAAGCACAUUAAACGUCUACAAGAAAAUGUCUGCAAGUAAGAGCUCACCUGUUCGCAAUAAUAAAGAAAGUGAAAAAAGUAUUCCUGGUGUUAAUAAUGAGAAAAUUAACGAUGAACAAAUUAAUGAUGAGAAUAUGCAAGCCUCAAAUGAGAAUGAACGUUCUCUUAUGGAAUCAGAUCCAUCUUCUAGCAGGAACUACUGCAAAAAUGAAACUGCAAACAAAACUGAAAAAGAUUUAGACUACACAGCGCUUUCGUACGAUGUCAAUUACGUCAAAGUAUCCCCACCCAGACUUACCAGAAGACCGAAAAAAUCAGAUGACGGAAAUGACGUCGGCAACAAACCAGACGUCAAACUAGAGAGUUCUUUCGUGAAAAGAGAUAAGAGCCAGCCGAAAAGGUUGCAAAAGGCUCCUGCAAAAAGUCCCGAGAAGGAAAUCGCUGGUGAGGAUGAAAAUGAAAUCGUUGCAAAAAAUUCCACCUCAACGAAAGAAAAUGAUUCUCAAAAUGUUUUGGAGCUAACGUUCACCGUUGUUUUAGAUAAGGAGACGUUAAAAAAUGUUCGGCGAAACAUCAAUCUAUCUGAAAGUGACGAAUCUGACGAUAAAAAUCGGACUGAAGAGGUUCAAUUAGAUGAAACGUCUCAAAGAAUUGUUGCUGAAACUAUCACGGAGGUCUUGGCCAAAACUGGUCAGCUUGGAAAUGUCAUAAAUUCAAAUGCAUUAAAUUCCAGCAUGAAUCUAGCGAGUGUUAACAAUGAUAAAAACGAUUGUACCCUGACGAAAAGUAUGAAUGUAAUAAAUGAACCAAAUUUCGACAAGUACAAAUUGAAUGAAAAAAUUCAUCAGGCUUCAGAAGGCACAAAAAAUAUUUCAAGUUUGAAAAAUGUGCAACCAUUUGACGUCAAAUUGACAGACAAAACACAGAAUGCAGAAGUAGCACAAAAAGAAACAACGCAGUUGACUUAUCAAACGUUGGAACGUCAACUGCCAACUAGAACUUCGUCAAAUCAAACUCAGCACCAGAAUGCGAGCCAGAGACAAUUCAAAUCGCUUGACGAAACGUACAACAGCAAAAAGUAUCAGACUUUGAGUAACUUCAGUCCCAAGCAGAACCGCAUCGUCACUAAAGCUCAGGUCCACGCCUCAUUCGACGCUGAAUGUCUUCCAAGCAAAAAUAAAAACGAUCCUCACUACUUCCACGGAAGGUUCGUCUCAAACAUUUGUGAUUAUGGAAAAGAAAAUCAUCUUUCGGUCAAGAACCACAAAAAAUAUCCGACGAACGGAUAUUUUCAAGAAUGGAGCGGGCAUUCCAUCAACAACAUAGCAGUCGAAGACGAACAAACGCACAUGAAUUGGGACGACUUGAUGAAGGAAGCAAAAUCGCUUGGCAUUCCACUGAAAAGGCCUGGAGGUAAUGAGGAGAAACCAAAACGAAGCAGUAACUCAUUCUCUAACAGACUGUUAAGCAGUUUCGGGACAAACGCCGGUAACAGAAAGUCCGAUAUGAAUAUGGCGAAAUCGGUAUGUGGAGGUGAGCUUGGUCGGAGUGUUUAUUUUGAUGACUACGACUAUCGCACAUCAUCUGUCGUCUACCACUGCUCGUACGGCCCUAAAAAAUCCAGUCCGUCAAAAGAAAAAUUGAGAUUAGUUGACUUUUUGUUUGGUCGAAAUAGAAAUACGAAAAGUUUCGAUGAAGAUUGUCCAUUGUGCAAGAAACAGAGCAGCUCUCAGUAUGGCCAUCAUUCUUGCUCCGGUCACAACUACUCUAAAACAGCCUCAUCAAAGAAAUCGGCCUUUUCAAAUCUGCACAAACAAAGCAAGUACAGAUGCACUAAGAACUCAUGCCCGGAGUGCGUUUGCACUUGUUUUGACGCUUACCACAAGACAGGUGCCACCAGAUCGUCCUCAUCGCCGCCACCAGCCUCGACGCUCAAAAUUAAACACAAAGAUGGCAAUAACAACAAUUAUUAUGAAGGUAAGUUGAAGGAAUGCUAUAACAGUCAACAUGUCGGCCAGGUCGGUAUCGUCGGUAAAGUUUCAGCUCCAUGCAAGUCGGAUAGCUGCUGUCAAGAGUACUGGGCCAACAACAACCACAACCACAAUUAUAACACUAAUAACAGUAUUAGUUAUAACAUUAAUAAUAAUUUCGUCGAUGCUUAUAAUCAGCUGGACGCGGGCUAUAGGUUAGUUAUAGUUACGGAGCUAAACAUUUACAACCGUGUGGAAUGAUUUUUUUUCAAUAAACAUUAUUGUUGUCUAUAUUUUUAUUUUUACUUUAUUACGAAUUGAAAUGAAAUACUGAUACUUUUACUGCUAGUAAAAAAUAGUAUUUAGUA
Helobdella robusta is the source of this 2896-nucleotide messenger RNA. RefSeq lists its product as hypothetical. Lineage: Eukaryota; Metazoa; Annelida; Clitellata; Rhynchobdellida; Glossiphoniidae. The coding region runs from base 189 to 2789 and encodes 866 amino acids. The transcript has a single exon. The record is from RefSeq and is a predicted model, not a curated record.